Molecule: messenger RNA, 1191 nt
Organism: Fusarium mangiferae
Lineage: Eukaryota; Fungi; Ascomycota; Sordariomycetes; Hypocreales; Nectriaceae
Exons: 1
Coding region: 1-1191 (396 amino acids)
Source: RefSeq, a predicted model, not a curated record
AUGUUCGCAAAGGCGUUCACUUUUGCCAGCCUGGCUUCCCUUGUCAGUGCUCAUAUGCUCAUGAACAACCCCAAGCCGUACGGAAACCCAGACAACAGCCCUCUCUUUGCAGACGGAUCAAACUUCCCCUGCAAGGGAAAGGUCAAUGAUGGCUCCGGUGACAACGUCUACAAGCAAGGCAGCACCCAACAGCUCUCAUUCACUGGCCAAGCUGUUCAUGGCGGAGGCUCGUGUCAAGUUUCUCUCACCACUGAUAAGAACCCUACCAAGGACUCUGUUUGGAAAGUCAUCAAGUCUUAUGAAGGAGGCUGCCCUUCAAGAACCGCAACAGGAAACCUGGGUGACAAUGCUGAUGCCCAGAACCCUGACAAGUACGACUUCACAAUCCCCAAAGAGUUGGCAGCUGGCGAGUACACACUUGCCUGGACCUGGUUCAACCAUGUUGGCAACCGCGAGAUGUACAUGAACUGUGCUGCCAUCACCGUUGAGGGCUCAGGUGGCUCUAAGGGCCUCUUGGACUCUCUCCCUGACAUGUUCGUCGCUAAUGUUGGCAAUGACUGUGAAACUCUUCCCAAUACUGACCUUAAAUUCCCCAACCCUGGCAAGGACGUCAGCCAGCUCAAGUCUAAGCUUGAUGGUCCCAAGGGCGAUGGAUGCCAGAAGGCUGGCUCCGGCGGCGGCUCUGGUGGUGGUUCUGGCGGAGGUGAUACCCAGCCUUCGACCCCCGUUGCUGCCCCUACUACAAACGUCGGUGCUCAACCCACUCAGCCCGCCACUACUCCUGCUCCCAGUGCUGGCUCUGGCUCUGGCGAUGGUUCCAACGGUGCCUCGGAGAUCCCUGGUGGCGCUUUCAUUACUGUGUCUCAGCCUUCUGCCUCUCAACCUACUGCCACUCAAGCUCCUGCUGCUCCCGAGACACCUACUGACGGCUCUGGCUCUGGCUCUGGCUCUGGCGGUUCUGGUUCUGGCUCUGGAAGCAGUGGUUUCACUGCUGGAACUGCCUGUACAAACGAGGGCGAGUGGAAUUGUAUCGGCGGCUCAACUUUCCAGCGCUGUGCCAGUGGUGCUUGGACUGCCGCUCAACAGCUUUCUUCUGGAGUUACCUGUACUCCUGGCCAAGGUGCUGAUAUUGCCAUGAACGCCAAGAAAGGCAGGAGGAGCAUGCGACGAGCUCAGCGCCACAAUGCCUAG